Cryptotermes secundus is the source of this 3321-nucleotide messenger RNA. RefSeq lists its product as uncharacterized. NCBI's taxonomy places the organism in Eukaryota, Metazoa, Arthropoda, Insecta, Blattodea, Kalotermitidae. Bases 176 to 2017 code for a protein of 613 amino acids. The transcript is spliced from 8 exons. The record is from RefSeq and is a predicted model, not a curated record. Gene Ontology annotation, molecular function: interleukin-17 receptor activity.
GGUCACGUUUGGUUGUGUACUGCGGUGUAGCUUGUACAGAAAAGGAUGGGGACUGUGGAACCUGUGGAAUGUGUGGAUGAUAUGGUUGAACGUUGUGUGGACGUAGGAAUUUAGUAGAGAAGAAUGCAAGGAAAGGUUUCGUUGCGCUUAGAAAUUUGUGCCUUCAUCAAAUGACAUGGCAGGGUACAGAAUGUAUAUGCUGAAAUGUACAUGUAUACUCGUACUAUCAUGCAAUUCCGUUCUGACUUUCAAAUCAAAUUGCCAUAAAUCACAUGAGCCUGACUACUGCAGGAAUGAAAGCGUCAGCUGUAAGUCGCAGUUACAGAGCUUUCCAAAUGCCUCAGAUGCAGAUUGCAUGAUAGAAGCUCCAGGAGCUUGUUCUAUGUGGGAAUUUAGUGCUGGGUCCUCUGCUCAUCCUGGGUCAGUGAAGCUCGUAGCAGUCCCACGAUGUGAGAACUCUUUUCGUUUCACUGCCAUGAAGCUUUUAUUAAAAGAUAUCAAGUGGACCUCAUUGCAAUUCAGAUUUACAGAGUUUCAGAAUGAAAGAAGAACCUUCUGCCGAAGAUUCAAACUGUCUUCAGAUUACAGUAUUCCAGAAUUAUUCUAUGACUGCAGGUGGACAGAUGACCGUGAUCAUUACAAAACCUUCAUUUUUCAGUAUGAAGCUCUAAUGGCAUCUCAUAGAGAAGCUGGGAAGUAUUGGUUCAGGCUGCCAGGUUAUGGUGAAUUAGAUUUAUCUUAUAAAAACAAUUUAACACAUUGGUCUCCAUUUCUGUAUGUUGAUGUUUCGGAGUCACCUAGUCUCACUGUAAGAUGGCAACAAGCACCUCUGAAUUUUGGUGUUCGAAAAUAUGAACUGAUGGUGUACGACAGGAAUGAAUUAAAAGAAACUAAAGUAUUUAGCAGCACAGAUGAAGAAGAAUUGAGCUACAAGUACAAUGAAUAUUUCCCUACAUAUGGGGAAUACAAAUUUGAGGUGCGCAUACUUCAUGAUUCCUGCAGAAAUGGUGUUUGCCCUGUAUCAGAAUCUCCAGAAAUAGUUGUAGGUGAUUCUGCUAAGAAGGCAUUGCUAGUAGGAGUCAUUGGCUGUGUAGUUGUUAUGUGUCUGUUGAUGAUCAUCCUAUAUUCAUGGAACAGAUUCAAACAACCAAAAAAUAUUAAACAACCGAAGUUAUUGAUUAUCUAUACUGCAUCCAAUGUGUCUCAUAUAAAAGUUGUGGAAGAAUUAGCAAAGUACUUAAGGAAGCACUGCUUUGUUGAUGCACUAUUGGACCAACUGGAUAUACCAAAAACCAAGAAAAAGGAUCCAUAUGAAUGGUACAAUGAUGCUUUUGUUCAUCUUGAUUUUGUAAUGGUGGUGUCUUCACCCCCUAAGUGCUGCAACCAGGAAGGACUCUACAGAGGGGCAGAUGUCAUUGCCCUGCGGUUUUUGAAGAACAAGUUUUCUGACCAUAAAUCUAGAUGCCUGUUUUUUUCUGUCUUGCUGCCUUAUUGUACUGAACAAGACAUUCCAAAUGAUGCAAAACAUUUUGUGAAGUUCAAAUUAACGAAAGAUUUUGAUAAGAUGUUAUGGUUCAUUCAUAAUGGUGGUAAGUUCCCUGCCUUUCUGGAUUCAGCAUGUGCUUUACUUGGGCCUAACCUACCUGGAGGUGAGUGUGAUUUAAAAGUCAGUGGUGUAACUUUGCUGAGAUGUAUGAAAGAGGCAGAAGGUGAUUCUUUUAAAUUUUGUAACCACAAGUAUAUGAAAGAGGAGGGAAUUUCUAAGAGUAAAAAGACUGUGCUGCAGGCACUGUUUCAGCCUUCACAAGAUGUGACAGAAAGUAGACCUAAAUAUGUGAACCAUUCAAGUGAUGUUUCUGAAAUGAAUCCUGAUGCAGUGAUGAAUUAUGAAGACUUCAUGGAAAUAUCCUUGAAUGAUUUAGAUCUGACAGGUGCACAAGCAUUAUGUUCAGAACCAUUAAAUAAGCGAAGGGUUGAUACUCAAACAGUGUAUGAUCUUGAUACUAUGCCACUUUAGGAGGACUGAAUUUGCCUGUAUAGUUGAUCCAUUUUUAUAACAAACAAGGGUCAUUUUGUGGGAUUUGAACCCACGAUCCCGCUUUCCGAGUGAGUGAAGACAGUGCAUGCCUUAGUCACUUGAACGGUCGUAAGCAUGACCGCCGCCAAGUUUAAGCCUCUUAUAUUUUCUGUGUCUGACUUCACUUUGUCUUAUGUUGCAAACGAUGUCAUUCUCAUGACUUUGUAUGACUUCUGCUUGUUGUCUGCACAAUUUUGUUAUCUAAACAUAUACAUACGGAAGGAUGAAAGCCUUAUGCAAAUCACUCACCGGUGUUCACCUUGCAAAAUUUCCAAUGUUGCGGAGAAUCUUGUUUUGUAGGCGCUGCAAUUUUAAGAGUCAGGUGUCUGCCGCUAAUUCCCAGGCGGGACAAGCAUAAGUCAUUACUGAUCGCAUUAUUCAUUCUGAUAAGGUUACGGGAUUCUGUUUGGAUGAAAGACCAGAAAUCUGACCUGGCAAGUGGAUUCUCCACCAUGACAGUGCCCCUGAGUAUGAUGAGUGAAGAGUUCGCAAGUUCCUGGAUAAGAAAAUCCAUCACAAAAACGGAGAUCCACCUUAUUCAUCUGACAUAGCCCCUUGCGAUUUUUGGCUCUUUCCAAAAUUAAAAAAUAUCCUGAAGGAACAAAAAUUUGCUGACACUCCUGACAUCCAAAGAAACGUGACAACGUUACUGCAAGCUAUUCCGGAAAACGAAUUUCAAGACUGUUUCUGGUAGAGGAACCAUCGUCUCAUGAAGUGCAUAGUUUCACAAGGAGAGCAUUUUGAAGGCGACAGCAACCGCCAGUGCACAGGUGAGCAAAUUUUCCUUUCAGAGGACCAUUCCGGGAAUUAAAUUGUCGCACCUUGUAUUUCAUGGAGUCGGGUUUAUUUAUAUGCAGAGGUAACUUUACCUUUCACCUUAUGAAAUGUCUCUUCAUACUUGUAGCUGGAUAUAGAUGGUCCAAAAACUCAGAUGCCGACAGUUCCCUUUCUGAAGGAGUGGGGCCGGUGUCUAGAAAUUACAUUGUAAGAUUCUGAGUGUCUUUCAGCGUGGAAUUUUGCAGGCCUAAUUAAAUAUAAGUUAGAAGGUUUUCAAGAGAUAAAUUUUCAGUUUGUGUACUACGUCGCGGCACCGUGUAGUACUGUAAGUGACAUGUAAUUAAAACUGCAUAUGUAAAAAUCAGGAAACAGUUUGUAUAAGUAAAAUUUUAAGUGUACUCCUAAGCAUAAAACUUUGUAUAUAUGUAAGGUAUUAAUAAUUUGCAAUAAAGAUUUGUGGCUAAAAA